Striga hermonthica is the source of this 978-nucleotide messenger RNA. The record is from the annotation of a GenBank genome assembly. Lineage: Eukaryota; Viridiplantae; Streptophyta; Magnoliopsida; Lamiales; Orobanchaceae.
AUGGGCAGUACCAAGCCAGUCCUCCUCAUCACACUCGCAGCACUACUGCUAAUCUCCCUCGUCCCAAUGUCCCAAUGCCGCAAGCGGCAGGCCCACGGCUUCACGACCAACCUAAUCCACCGCGACUCCUCCGAGUCCCCAUACUACGACCCCACCCUAUCCCCCGAACAGCGUCUUAUGUACGGCGACGGGUCAUACACAGAGGGGGACCUCUCGACUGACACGGUCACGCUGGCCUCGUCUGGCGGAACGGCUGUUUCGGUCCCCGGCGUUGUGGUUGGGUGCGGGCACCGGAAUGCGGGGAUCUUCAGCGGGGUCGAGUCGGGCAUCGUGGGUCUUGGGGGUGGGAAGGCGUCGCUCGUGGGCCAGCUGGGCCGGCUGGCGGGAGGGAGAUUCUCGUACUGCCUGGCAUCCGAAAAUUCGAGGUCGAGCAGCAGACUGAGCUUCGGGGCGGAUGCCGAGGUCAGGGGGCCCAGGGCCGUGCAGACCCCGUUGGUGCGCCAGGGGAUUGACACCUUCUACUACCUGACGAUGUUGGGGAUCAGUGUCGGGAGCCGGAGGCUGGCAUUCAACGAGGGCUCAUCGUCGUCCAAUGGCGGGAAUAUUAUCAUUGACUCGGGGACGACGGUGACGUUGCUCCCCGGGAGUCUGUACGAGGGGCUAAAGAAGACGUUGCAGGGGAUGGUUCGGCUGAGGCAGAUACCGGACCCCACUGGGACGCUUGACCUAUGCUUUGAGACACGCGGGAGCAAGGUGGGGCUUCCAGAGGUCACGGUGCACUUCAAGGGGGCCGACGUGAAGUGGGGGCAGGAGAAUUUGUUUGCGAGGACAGGCGACGUGUCGCUCUGUCUGGUGGCCUUGCCGGCACAGGGGUUUCCCAUUUAUGGUAACCGGGCGCAAACGAACUUCCUGGUGGGUUACAAUCUCCGGAAAGGGAUGCUAUCCUUCAAGCCUGUACGUUGUGGUGGCAAACCUUGA